CCUUACGCGCACACACACUCUGACAUUCAGACAUUUGAAACACACGCUCACCUACAAAGACACCACUUUCUCCAUCUGACACUACUAAUUAUCUAUCUAUAUAUCAAAAACACACAUGCGCACACACGCACACACACACACUUGUGUGUGUGUUUUCGGUCAGUGGUUUUCCAAUGAAGCGUUUCUUUGGGCUGGUGUUGGAGCGAUUGGUUUUUUUGUCUAAGAACCUCAAACCGAGUAAAUGCAGGAAACAGAAGAAGAAGAAGCUGAAAACCAGGGAAACCAAAGCAUCGGUGAUCCUGACGGUUUACCUCAAUGACACCCAGCAGAUGCUAACUGAGGUCCCAGUUACUCCAGCAACCAGAGUGGUUGACGUGGUCGAAUAUUGCAAAGAAGCUGGCGAGGGAGAGUGUCACCUAGCGGAAGUAUGGAAUGGGCAUGAGCGAGUUCUCCCUCUGGAGUUGUUAUUGUUGGAUCUCCUCCAGCAGUGGGGAGCCAGGAGGCCGGAGGUCAGCUUCUACCUCAGACACUGCCCCUCCGGGACACAAGGAAGUCAGCAGCCUUUGGAGCAGAGCUGGACCACAGAAGGAACAGAGAGUGCUAAUGACAGGGUUCCUCGUGUGGAGCUGACCCUCUCUGAGCUCCAGGAAAUGGCCACAAGACAACAGCAACAAAUAGAGGCUCAGCAACAGAUGUUGGUCGCCAAGGAACAGAGACUGCGGUAUCUUCAUCAGGGGGGCAGAUCCAACCAGGGGCAGACACAGUCUGAAGCUGAGAAGCUGCAGCGGCUGAAGGAGCGAGUAGAGACUCAGGAAGCCAAGCUGAAGAAGAUCCGAGCCAUGAGAGGACAAGUCGACUACAGUAAACUGAUCAACGGAAACCUCUCUGCAGAGAUUGACCAUGUUAGCAGCCUGUUUCAGGAGAAGCAGGCAGAACUGCAGUCUGCUGUGGUCCGAGUCGACCAGUUGACCCAGCAGCUGGAGGAUUUGAGAAGAGGACGCCUUCAGCUACACUCUGUUGCACCAGCUCAGGGGGCACACACCGGGUCCCAGGGUGCACCCACUGGCCAGAAAGGAUCCCCCCUGUCUGGUCCUGCAGCCCUGGAACUGAGGAAACUCUACCAGGAGCUGCAGGCCCGUAACCGUCAUAACCUGGAGCAGAGCAGCAAGUUGGCCCAGAAUAAGGAGCUGCUGAACAAGAGGAACGCCCAGGUGACGGUGAUGGAUCAGCGCAUCGGAGACCUGAGAGAACGACUGCAUAAGAAGAGAGCAGAAUUGAGUCGUAUGAAUGGAGGAGGCCUGUCCUCUCCUCAGACCUCUUCCCACCCAGCCGGCGGUGUUUCGGGUCGAGUAGCGGCUGUCUGUCCUUACAUCCAGGUUCCGGCGGAGGGGAGACAGGAGGCGGGGUACCCCCUGCCAGCUGACCCACCACCCAAACCCACACCGCUCAGCCACAUCCGCUCCCUCUCAGAGGAGGACAGGAGUGGCAUCAGGAAGCCUCCCAGCCAAUGGAAAGUGUCAGAUUUAGACAUCGUCCUGUCAGAGCCCACUGAGACGUGGGAGCGACCUCAGUCCCCUAAGGGGGGCGACAGUAACAACACUAAUGAAGCGUCCUGGCCGAGCAUCAGUAAGAGUGGGUCAGAUUGGAGGACCAACAGUCCAGAACAGCAUCCCACUGGUUAUGGUACCUACCCCAGUGCCACCCACCAAGCUGCAGGGCAUCACUGUGCCACCAGCUCCCUGCCCCGUUCUGCCCCUGGUACACUGGGCUGGCCCCGAUCCAGUCCUGUAAACGGCUCCUCAUCCUCUACAUCAUCUUCCUCUUCACAACAAAUACAGCAACGGAUCUCUGUCCCUCCAAAUUCAAGCCAAGGCCCUGCCACGACCUCCCAACCCUCUCCCUUGUCCCCUCAAACAGAGCGAACAGAUCCCCCUCCAGCGGUGGCUGUGCGUCCCUACGUCCCGGACCACCCUUCCAGGCCCCAGUCCCCCAGGAAGGGCCCCGCCACCAUGAACAGCAGCUCCAUCUACAGCAUGUACCUCCAGCACCCUCAGGCCAAAAACUACGGAUCUCUCAGCAACAGGACUACUGUCAAAGCAGUCUACGGUAAACCCAUCCUCCCCACCUCCUCCACCUCUCCGUCCCCUGUCCCUUUUCUCCAGGGAGGAGGAGGAGGAGUAAGAGCAGGAGUAGAGGAUGUUACAGAUAAAGAAGUAGGCAAAGGAGGAGGCGAGAGCAGUGAUGGGCAAAUCCUCCCUCCACCCAGCGUGGACAACAUCCCUCGUCCCCUCAGUCCCACUAAGCUCACCCCAGUCGCCCAUUCCCAGCUACGUUACCAGAGUGAUGCUGACCUGGAAGUUCUCCGCCGACGCCUCAGCAAUGCCCCACGACCCCUAAAGAAACGGAGCUCCAUCACUGAGCCUGAGGGCCCACAGGGGCCAAACAUCCAAAAACUACUAUAUCAGAGGUUCAACACGUUGGCCGGAGGCAUGGAAGGAGGCUCAGGCAAUACUUUCUACCAGCCUGAGUGCAUUUUGGGUGACAUGGACAACAUCCAUUCAGCGAACGGGAAUGUUGAACCUGGUGACAAGCACGUCAGUAUGGCAACCGUGGAGAGCGAAGUUCAAAACCUGAACUUGGGCUCCCGCCGCUUGUCUCCUCCCUCUGUUGCCAUAGAAACAUCCAAAGAGAUGACAGCUAAAGUGGAAACUAUCAAUAACGUGUCCCGAUCAACCCAACCCAGCUCGUCCCCUGCACCUGAUAGGCCGGAGGACCAGAACAAUAACAACCAGAAAGGAUCUAGUCCCGCACACAACUCUGUGGGCCAUGCCUCCCCUUCUAUAUCACCUCCUGCACCACCUUCACUGCCUAAGGUGAAGCGAACCAACCUGAAGAAGCCAUCAUCAGAGCGAACAGGCCACGGUCUGAGAGUCAAGUUUAACCCUCUAGCUCUGCUGCUGGACGCAUCAUUAGAGGGAGAGUUUGAUCUGGUGCAGAGGAUUAUAUAUGAGGUGGAAAAUCCCAGUAUGCCUAAUGAUGAAGGCAUAACUCCUCUUCAUAAUGCUGUCUGCGCUGGUCAUCACCAUAUUGUGAAGUUCCUGUUGGACUUUGGAGUUAAUGUAAAUGCAGCUGACAGUGAUGGAUGGACUCCUCUGCACUGUGCAGCUUCAUGUAACAGCGUCCACCUCUGUAAGAUGCUGGUGGAGUCGGGGGCCGCCAUUUUCGCCACAACGAUUAGUGACGUCGAAACGGCAGCAGACAAAUGUGAAGAAAUGGAGGAGGGCUAUACACAGUGCUCUCAGUUCCUCUAUGGCGUGCAAGAAAAGUUGGGUGUGAUGAACAAAGGCUUGGUCUACGCUCUCUGGGACUACACGGCCCAGCAGGCCGAUGAGCUGUCCUUCAGCGAGGGUGACGCUCUCACCGUGCUGCGUCGGCGUGACGACACUGAGACAGAGUGGUGGUGGGCGCGGCUUAACGACCGCGAGGGAUACGUACCCAGAAACCUGCUGGGGCUAUAUCCAAGGAUCAAACCCAGACAACGUUCACUGGCAUGAAGCCCAGAUCCCACUCGCAGAGGGCGCAUGCACACGGAGAAGAAGAGGAGCAGCAGCAGCAGCAUGUGGGCGGAAGCAUUAGCUGGAAAAGAAAGAACAAAGGACGGAGAGGGAGUUGGGAGGCUGAGUGAGGGAAGAAAGGAGAUGGACAAAAGAUGGAGCUCACAACUCUGAUGAAGCAACUUUUUUUCCCGUUUGUUUGGAUGUAAUGCUGGAAUCACAGAGCCACUUUAUGGUAGAAUCAUAAUAUAUUUUCACUGAGUUGCUGCAGUUAGAAGAAUCGCCUGAAUUUUAUUUUGAGCAACAGUCGCUUGGCAACUUUACAUGAGUUCAGCUGCAUGAGAGAAGCUGAAUAGAAAAAAAAGAAAAUUAUUCAUCUUUUGGAUGCAGCUUUGAGUUAUUCCAGCUCAGAACAUGAAAGCAUGAGCUUGGAAUUAUAAGGCUCUCUCUGACACUUACCCAAAUAAUUCUUAUAAUGACACUUUAUUUUUGUAUGGUGUUAAUUAAAAUAAAAACCCAUAUAAAACCCUCAUAAAAAAACAAGCUCAUCAACAGCAAAAGGAUGUGCUCUUCCUCAGUGUCGGUGAACAUAGUAUGUUGUCUGAAAACACCUUCCCACUGUGUGGUGUGAAGACUUAAAUGCAGUAAAUUUACAGGCUAGAUCAGGUGAAAGUAUGUGUGAGAUGUGAAGUUGGAGAGAGGAAAGUGUGAAGAGAGAACAGAUAGUGUAACUCUGAAUGUGUGUUAAAGAAAGUCAGGUUUUGUCAGCAGUAGUCAGGAAUAACGUCAGAAGUGCAACCACAAGACUAAGAAGCAGAAUCCAGCCAGCUUUUAAUGCAUGGUGGCUGAGGUACACAUCAACCCACUCAAGCAGCAGAUGUUUACAAUAUAACUUAAUGGCAUGGUAAAAAAAAACACAAGUUUGAAUUGAUAUCAGAAGAAUAUUUCGAUUCUGAUUUCCCAAAAGGAUAUAAGAAGCAUCUGCGAAUCAUUACGGAUGUCUCAACCUUUUACUACUCUGUAUUUAUGUUGACUCAGCGCUGGUGCAUGCUGUCAUAUCAACAUCUGUUCAACUGCAAAAUGGUUGCUGCUGGUAGGACAGGAGGAAAAGAAGGAAAAAAAGAAUGUGAGAAGGGAAUUUUUGAGACCAAAGCACCUAGAAAAUGGGUUUAGAGGUGAAGAAGGAGGAGGAGGAGGAGUAAUGAAAACCUCUGCCUUUAUCCAUUCACACACAAUAUCUAGUCCAGACUAGGGCCUGGCACAUGUUGGUCCUAAUACUGGGGCAAUACUAGCACCAGGCUCUAAAACUAACAAUACGAUAAAGCAGUGUUACCCAUCUACCACAAGUUCAGUGUUAAAGGAUUUCAUAUUGGUCAGUCCACUUAAAAAUAUCACAUAGGAGCUCCUGUGGCUACUCUGUGUUGUCUCACCCUGCCAUGUCUUAAAGUUUAGAAGGUUGAGAAUAAAAUUGAAUACAUUAUCCCCGGGCUAACUGCUUAAGUGUUAAAAUGGGGCUUAAUUAGCUGAGAGUGAAUGAAGAAUCUAAAGUGUGAAAACAACUUGACUUCCUUUAAGUGUCAUCUCUGAUUUUUCUUCUUCAUAUUUACAUAUUUCAGUAGUUGUAUGAAAUGUAUUAUUCUCCUGGUUUGUUGUUUUAUUUAAAACAAAACAUUGGAUAUUGUUUUUCUAUUAUUAUUAUUAUUAUUAUUAUUACUAUUAUUACUACUACUACUAUUCUUAGACACAUUGCUCUUGUUUCCUUAUCUGUCAGUGCUGGUGCCACUCACUGCUGCCACCCAGUGUACAGAAGGGUUUUGACUCAAAGCGUUGUUUGACAUGCUGUGUAAAAUAUGAAGCAAUAAGUGGAGUAAUGUUUGGUGUGAGAAUGGCACAUCAGUCAGAGGAGUGCGAACCAUUACUUUGUGUAUAUGCAACCUGUAACUACACAGCUAAUGUACAAUAAUAAUAAAGAAAUUAUAAUCCCUGCAGAGGAUCAACACUG
Dicentrarchus labrax (European seabass) is the source of this 5556-nucleotide messenger RNA. RefSeq names its product apoptosis-stimulating of p53 protein 1. Lineage: Eukaryota; Metazoa; Chordata; Actinopteri; Moronidae. Bases 174 to 3554 code for a protein of 1126 amino acids. The transcript is spliced from 24 exons. Gene Ontology annotation, cellular component: nucleus. Gene Ontology annotation, biological process: regulation of apoptotic process. The record is from RefSeq and is a predicted model, not a curated record. Gene Ontology annotation, molecular function: p53 binding.